CAACUACUUCUUCAUAGCUGGUCGCCAAAGUGGAAACUCACUACUGUCUGGAAGACUUUGGAGUUCUCUCUUUCCAAUUUUUUUUGGGUGAACCCUCGUUUGGGUUUUCUUCAAAACUCUUGACUUUUGUAGAUUUUGCAGCAUUUUGAUCUUGGCAAGCGUCUGAUUACAUAGACAACACACAUGCGUAUGUGUUAAAGGCCUCUGAGAAACACAGUGAAUCAGUAGGAAGAUACUAGAAACAAACACGGCCCAUCUCCACCACCCAAUCUUGUUUUAGGGAUGCUUAAGAGAAUUAUUGUGGUUCUGUUGAUUGCGUUGCUAGCAUGGGCAUAUCAGACCAUGUGCCCUCCACCUCCCAAAACCUGUGGCUCCCCAGGUGGUCCACCCAUUACUGCACCAAGAAUAAAGCUUAGGGAUGGAAGACAUAUGGCUUAUAAGGAGCAUCGGGUGCCAAAAGAAACAGCCAACUAUAAGAUCAUCUUGGUUCAUGGCUUUGGUUCUUGCAGACAUGAUGCAAGAAUUGCAACAUUGGGAAUAGUGGAAGAACUUGGUGUGUAUCUUGUGUCCGUUGACAGACCGGGUUAUGGAGAAAGUGAUCCGGAUCCAAAACGAACCUUGAAAAGUUUUGCUUUAGAUAUAGAAGAGCUAGCCGAUCAAUUGGGACUUGGAUCCAAGUUUUAUGUAAUUGGGUUUUCAAUGGGAGGACAGGCGGUUUGGGGCUGCCUUAAGUACAUUCCUCAGCGUCUAGCAGGUGCAGCACUACUUGCUCCGGUUGUCAACUACUGGUUGCCUGGUUUUCCUGCAAACUUAACUAAAGAAGCCUAUUAUGAACAAUUUCCACAAGACCAAUGGGCUCUUCGAGUCGCUCACUACGCCCCGUCGCUCACUUAUUGGUGGAACACUCAGAAAUGGUUUCCCCCUUCAAGUGUUGUAGCUGGAAGGCCUAAACUCAACAGGCAAGAUAUAGAACUUAUUACAAAGCUUGCAGCGCAUCAAAAGCACAAGGCGUAUGCAAUGCAACAAGGAGAAUUCGAAUCCUUGCAUCGCGACAUGAUGGUUGGAUUUGGGAGUUGGGAUUUUGAUCCUAUGGAUCUUACAAACCCUUUUGUUGACAAUGAAGGUUCAGUUCAUCUUUGGCAGGGGGAUGAAGAUGGCCUUGUACCCGUUAAACUACAACGCUACAUUGCCACAAAACUUCCCUGGAUACAGUACCAUGAGUUACCUGGCGCUGGACACCUGUUGCCACAUUCUGAUGGAAUGGGUGAGGCAAUUGUCAAGUCACUUCUACUUGGGGAGAAAUGAGAAGCGGCCUUGGAUGAAAUGACUACAGUCAGGUUUUGUUGUCUUGGGAUUUGUGCAUGUCAUUCUUGUGCAGGGGCUAUGCUACUAUUCUCUGAAUCGGUCAAACUUUAUUGAAUGUCCCUGAAGAUUGUCAUUUUUAGUUGCUUUAGAACUUUAAGGCUAAACCUUGAAAUAAGAAACGCAAUUUUAAAUUUCUUGCAAUUUCAGAAAAUAAGUGUAACUAAUUUUGUAUACAAGUGAGAAGUCUAAAGGGCAAACCUUGAAACAUGUAUUUUUCAGCAGCACAGAAAAUGUGUAUUACCAGAUCUUGUUAUCUCCCGUCCUAAACUCCCUCUCUAUCGAUGAAAAUAAUAUGAAGUAUAGUUCAAGCUAUGAUGCAAUUCUCACCA
This is a messenger RNA of Camellia sinensis, 1694 nucleotides long. Its product is annotated as putative lysophospholipase BODYGUARD 2. The record is from RefSeq and is a predicted model, not a curated record. Lineage: Eukaryota; Viridiplantae; Streptophyta; Magnoliopsida; Ericales; Theaceae.